GCUACAAUAUUCUCUAGCGUCGUUUGCACGGUUUUAAUCAUAAGUACUGUUAAAGUGUUCAACAAUGAUACAGUUAGACGAACAAGAUAUUGUUAGCAGCACUUCCGUAGAGUUGAUGACACAACCUCACUGGCCAGAGGAAGUAUUGUUAGAAGAUUAUUUCUGUUGUUACAACAACUUGGGAAACAGAAGUAAUGUUAUUGUUCGCCUAACAAACGUCAGGCUUACGUGCGAGUUUAUUUCACCUAAGAAAAAAUCGCGGGUGACAAAGAUUUACCUAUGUGACGUCACAGGCUGCAAAAUAAAGAUGAACAACCUCAAGAACACCAGAGGCAAUACAUGUAGUUUGUGUUUAGAAGUUUACUAUUAUCCUGUUGUCCAGAUCAUGUGUGUGAAAAGACGUCUGCGUCAUCAACUAAGCUUGACCGUGGAAAGAGCUAGUUCGUGGGACAUAAACGAAAAACACAUCUUGAAGUGGAGAAACGCCAUCUUGUUUAUGGCGUCAAGAAACCCGCAAUUCCAAGAUGAAAUUAAUGGAAAGAAAUACUCGAUAUUAGAAAGGUCACUUCCAAAGCGGCAUAUCUUAGUUGUCAUUAAUCCUGCUAGUGGCCGACAGAGGGCGCACAAGAUUUUCAAGAGGAAGGUAGCUCCAAUGUUGGAGGAAAGUGCAAUAAGCUGGGAUGUUAUAUUGUCAG
This is a messenger RNA of Limulus polyphemus (Atlantic horseshoe crab), 695 nucleotides long. RefSeq lists its product as uncharacterized. The record is from RefSeq and is a predicted model, not a curated record. The transcript is spliced from 2 exons. The annotation marks the transcript as partial. Lineage: Eukaryota; Metazoa; Arthropoda; Merostomata; Xiphosura; Limulidae. Gene Ontology annotation, molecular function: kinase activity.